CGGACAACCAUACGCCAGAGCACGGUUUGGAUGAAAAGUCGAAGGCGACGUCGACGCAGCUAGCGCAAGUCGCAGAGCUCCCUUCCUUCAAGAUAGACAUGAAGGAUUACGUUGCUGCCAAUCCUCUGCUCAAGGCCGCGAGAAACAUGUAACACGAGAAUGGAUGGGAGUACAAGCGUUUGUGGGGCAAGCAAAGGAGUGGAGAGGAGGUGAGGGAGCAUGUGGUGCAGCCUGCUCCAUCGGCCAAAUCUUCCAACGCCCUGUCCCAUGCGACGGGCAGCACCUUCUACGCCAAACCGGGUGAAGAGUGGACAUUUCUACGAUCCCACUUGGUCAAGCACAAGCCCGCUUCGGCGGGAUUGCAGCAGAUCGAGUCUCAAAGACCCAUCUACAUUGGCGGUCGACCCAGAUUGUACGAUGCGGUGCGCGGAAAUAAGAUCGUGGGCAAGAUUCGCACGCCGACUCAUAUCGGCAUCAAGGGCAUGUACGAUGCGAGCACCAAAGAAGCCACUGCUCGAGCCUUCGAACUGGGAAAGCCGGAUAGGUCCACGGCCGAGAGGUUUUUGGAUGGGCUGAGAGGUCAAGCUAUGCGCGAUCAAGAGGAUUCCGAGGCAAUGAAGACGAAA
Ceraceosorus guamensis is the source of this 626-nucleotide messenger RNA. RefSeq lists its product as hypothetical. The transcript has a single exon. The record is from RefSeq and is a predicted model, not a curated record. Bases 220 to 576 code for a protein of 118 amino acids. Lineage: Eukaryota; Fungi; Basidiomycota; Exobasidiomycetes; Ceraceosorales; Ceraceosoraceae.